UAUCCGCAUGCUGAGGAUCCAGGGUUGGGUGCUGAGGAUUUGUUUGGGCUGAAGCGUACAGCUAUAGCUAGUUAGUGGAAGUCAUUGCGAAUUGUCAUUAUUUUGUUUUUGGAAUAUAUUUUGAUAUUAGUUACCUAGCGACAUGCCUGGAAUUGAUAAACUACCGAUAGAAGAAACACUGGAGGAUAGUCCACAGACGCGCUCCCUGCUGGGUGUUUUUGAGGAGGAUGCAGCCGCCAUCUCCAGCUAUACGCACCAGCUCUUCCAGGCCAUGCAGAGGAUCUACGACGCUCAGAACGAGCUCAGUGCUGCGACACACCUGACGUCCAAGCUGUUGAAGGAGUAUGAGAAACAGAGGUUCCCCCUAGGGGGCGAUGAUGAAGUCAUGAGCUCCACUCUGCAGCAGUUUGCCAAAGUCAUCGAUGAGCUCAGCUCAUGCCAUGCUGUCCUGUCCACACAACUGGCAGAUGCAAUGAUGUUUCCCAUCACACAGUUCAAGGAGAGGGAUUUAAAAGAGAUCCUCACUCUGAAGGAGGUGUUCCAGAUCGCCAGCGAUGAUCACGACAUGGCCAUCAACAGAUACAGCAGGCUGUCCAAAAGAAGGGACAAUGAGAAGGUGAGGUGUGAGGUGAUGGAGGAUGUGUACACCUCCAGGAAGAAGCAGCACCAGACCAUGAUGCACUACUUCACUGCACUCAACACCCUGCAGUACAAGAAGAAGAUCGCCUUACUGGAGCCACUGCUGGGAUACAUGCAGGCACAGAUCAGCUUCUUCAAGCUGGGCUCUGAGAACUUGACGCAGCAGUGGGAGGACUUCCUGUCCACCAUCGGCACCAGCGUGCAGAAUGUGCGCAGGGAGAUGGAUGGGGAAGUGGAUGUGAUGCAGCAGACCAUUCAGGACCUGGAGCAGGCCAGUGACAUCCUCUACAUGCCUGACCCCGACCCCAGCAAAAUCCCUAUCAACCGCAACCUCACGCGCAAGGCUGGGUACCUCAACACCCGCAAUAAAACAGGCCUGGUGUCUUCAUCCUGGGACCGGCAGUACUUCUUCACCCAGGGAGGGAACCUGAUGAGCCAGGCACGGGGGGACGUGGCCGGGGGGCUGGUCAUGGACAUCGACAACUGCUCUGUGAUGGCAGUGGACUGCGAGGACCGCAGAUUCUGCUUCCAGAUCACCUCCUUCGACGGAAAGAAAGUGGCCAUCCUGCAGGCUGAGAGUCGGAAAGACUGCGAGGAGUGGAUUGCGACGAUUAACAACAUCUCAAAGCGGAUCUAUCUCAGCGAGAACCCUGAGGAAACUGCUGCCAGAGUCAACCAAUCAGCUCUGGAGGCUGUGACGCCCUCGCCUUCCUUCCAACAGAGACAUGAGAGUCUGCGGCCCAGCUCGCAAGGCCGUCCCAAAGCCGCUCGCUCCAGUAGCCAGAGCUCAGUGGGCUCUGAGUCCCCCGCCCUGUCCUCGCUCUCCCUGGACUCGCUGGUGGCCCCCGACACGCCCAUCCAGUUUGACAUCAUUUCGCCCGUCAGCGAGGAGUACGCCGGCCAGGCCAAGAGCGCCGGGCAGGGGAGCAGAAGGACAAACCCAUUUGGAGAGUCUGGAGAGACUCAGUCUGAAGAGAGUGAAGACUCCAUCCUGCACCAGCUCUACAUUGUGCGCUUCCUGGGGUGCAUGGAGGUGAGAGCCACGGAGAGUGCUGAUGUCAUCUAUGAGACCAUGCGCCAGAUCCUGGCUGCCAGAGCCAUCCACAACAUCUUCCGCAUGACUGAGUCCCACCUGCUGGUCACCUGCGAAUGCCUCAAGCUCAUCGAUCCACAGACUCAGGUGACGCGAUUGAGGUUUCCCCUCUCCAGUAUAGUGCUGGUUGCGACUCACCAGGAGAACAAGCGUCUGUUUGGCUUUGUGCUGCAGACUGCGGGGGGGCGGGCAGACGGCCAGCCCGUCUCUGUCUGCUACAUCUUCGAGUCCAACAACGAUGGCGAGAAGAUCUGUGACAGUGUGGGCUUGGCAAAGCAGAUCGCCUUCCACUCAGAGAUGGACCGCAGGGCCUCUGAGAAGCAGAAGGAACUGGACAAGGCCAAGGAGAAACAGCAGGAGGAGCUGAGCAAACAGAAACAGAUAGAGAAGGACUUAGAGGAGCAGAGCCGCUUGAUCGCGGCGUCCAGCCGGCCCAGCCCAGCAGCCGCUGACGGACAGGUCCUCGUUCUGAGCAACAGCCAAUCGGAGGACAGCGAUGCCGGUGAAGAGGGCCGAAAGAAGGGGGAGUCGGACGCCUGACUGCAGCAGGAGGAGCCGCGGGGGAGAGACACAAGCCCCACCCCCAUGUGAACUUCUGCCCCACCCCCUCUGAAGCUUCUGCUCGUCCCAGCUGGGGCUCCGUGAGAUGAGAGGAAGGUCACCUCCACUCCACCAGCCCCCUGCCCCCACCCCCCAAAAAAAGAUGAAAAUAAACAGUAUGGAAGAGGAAGUCAAAUGACUUUUUGGCACUGCCCAUGAGCUUUCCGAGAAUAUUCCUCGCUUUGUAUAAAUCUUUUAUUUUCUACUGGCUUCUUUAUUCAGAAGAUAUACAUUAUAUAUAAAUAUAUAUAUAAAAUGUGCUUUUAGAGUAAUGUUUUUUAUAUAUAAAUCAAUGCAGUACUGAUAAACCACAGCAUACUAAAACUUUUAAAAGAGACGUGUGGAAUACUAAGCUUAUUGAGAGGGUAAUUGCACGUGUUAAUAACCAACAAAUUUAUUAAGGACUUGCGAUGUAUGUGUAAUAGUGUACAUUUAAUUAUUGUGUUCUCAGCUUCUGUUUUAGUGUGAUUAUGUGAUUAACAAAAUUGCAUGUGCUGUGGGAUCUGUUGGCAAGCGGUUCUGCUGAUUGCGCUUCCCAUCACCGAAUCGCAGUUUGAUGGUGUGAGUCAGACGUACAGGAUAGCGAAGCGGCAGGCCUGUCAUUGAGCCAGGUAAGUCAGAAGCCUGUGGCUGAAGAGCAGUUUGAAAUAUGUGUGGGAGAUCUGUUUCUAAUUUCAACUUCCAGGUAAGCUGUGGAAUUGGCAUGGUGAGAUCGAACAGACUUUUGGGAAUGAAAGCAUGGCUGGCUGUUACUUUUUUUUUUUACUCGAGUGUAUCCACAGAGUCACCUACAUAAUAGUGCUUAUUCAAAUCUCAGCAGUCCCUGGCGGUCAGUUGAAGCCAUAAUCGAAAUACUGUGCCCAUACGCCUUUAAUUGUUUUAAAAAUAUAGAGAAUAUUGCUGUUUAUUUCUAACAAUCUCUUUUUUGAAACAGUGGAGAAAUCCUUGUUUAUGCCUCACUGGUGUGUUUUGUCUGUGGAUUUGUUUGUCUGUGAAUGUAAAAUGAAAUUUGGAGUAUAUUUGAUUUUUAAUCUCUGUGUAAUACUUAUCACACUACUCUGGCUCUCUACUGGCCAUCUCCAUAAUAUUGUGCUCCACUUUAAAUUAGUGCAUAAAUGUGUACAUGUGUACAGAGGUGACAUGAUCACAAAGGUGUGAGUCCCUCAAAUGCCCAGCAUAUAUUCAGUGUUCUCAUUUGGAUGCUUUAAACUGGCAUUGAGUAUCUAAGAUGAGCAUCUAAGCCUCUUCUCUAAAUCUGGGUUUCACAGUCCCAUGCAAGUGAGCUGUAAUGGGCAAGGGAAGGCGAGAAGAGAACUUUUUCUCUCUUUUUGUGGUUGCAGUUUCACUGGCUUCAUCUGUGGAAUUAUCUGUGGCGUAAGUGUUCUUAGAGUUAGAGUUGGCCAAAUCAAUGUCUGUAGUACUGUUACUGGCAGAAUUUUUUAUGUUUUUUUUAAUUUUUAAAUUUUUUUUAAAAAGCAUAUUUUCGUCAUACCCCCAUGCUCCUCGCCCCUCUACUAGAGAAGCCACAUUACGAUAGAACAUGCCAUCUUUUGUGGAGAGGUGUGGAAUGGGCUGAAGACACUACCUUUGUGGAAAAUGGAUUUAACUGACAUGCUCAGUGAGUGCAUGCAUUUCUGUGAUUUGGCUGAAAUAUGUCUAAUAUACUAAUGGAUUCCCCUUUGUAAAUCUGAAUUGUGUUAUUCAUUUACAUUUUAUUUUCAUACAUUAUGCAAAUUCCGUUUUCAUGGUACACCUACCUAUUGCAUAAAAUGAACUCUGUUUUUUUUUCCCCAUUUAAUAUGAGGAGUUACAAGUUUGAUAAUGAAAUUGCCUGCUACACAGUAAGGGGAUAUGGACUGCAAAUCUGAAUUCAUUUCUAAAUAUAAGAAAUAAAUGGUAAGACUGAAUAAGUAUGAAUAGCUCAAGAUAAAUUUGAAACGGAAUGUCUUUCUGCGGCUUUAAUUGAUGUAAAACAACGGUGAAGGAGUAGAGGUUCUAGUUAAUGUUUGUGAGAGGAACUGCACUUUAGUGACGUAGGACAAGGAGAUGAUGUUUUCUUAAAAUGUUUACUGUAUAUAUAGGUGAUUCUUGUGGCAGUUAGAGCAAAGAUAACUUUUUAAAAAUGCCGAAAGAUCUUUUAAAAAAUAAAUGUACAGCAUUGGAA
This is a messenger RNA of Anguilla rostrata (American eel), 4496 nucleotides long. RefSeq names its product adaptor protein, phosphotyrosine interaction, PH domain and leucine zipper containing 1 (gene appl1). The transcript has 22 exons. Gene Ontology annotation, cellular component: cytoplasm; endosome membrane. Gene Ontology annotation, biological process: signaling. NCBI's taxonomy places the organism in Eukaryota, Metazoa, Chordata, Actinopteri, Anguilliformes, Anguillidae. Bases 143 to 2272 code for a protein of 709 amino acids. Gene Ontology annotation, molecular function: identical protein binding. The record is from RefSeq and is a predicted model, not a curated record.